GUCUGGUCUGAGUUCGCUGAAGAAGAAGUGGCUAGCUGACACUGACAGCAGCAGCUAACGUUAGCACGUAGCAACUCUUUCAUUCGUAUGACUGCAAACAUGCAGGAAUGGGCCAACCAACUAUGCGAGAACCGACAAUUUGGAUCCAAGAUGACAGACUCAAAAUACUUCACCACCACCAAAAAAGGUGAAAUCUUUGAGCUUAAGGCUGAGCUGAACAGUGAUAAAAAAGAGAAAAAGAAGGAGGCAGUGAAGAAAGUGAUUGCAUCUAUGACUGUUGGCAAGGAUGUCAGUGCCCUCUUUCCAGAUGUUGUGAACUGCAUGCAGACGGACAACCUGGAACUGAAAAAGCUGGUCUACCUCUAUCUGAUGAACUAUGCCAAGAGUCAACCAGACAUGGCCAUCAUGGCUGUGAACACCUUUGUUAAGGACUGUGAAGACCCAAAUCCUCUAAUCCGGGCCCUGGCUGUUCGCACCAUGGGCUGCAUCCGUGUGGACAAGAUCACGGAGUACCUGUGCGAGCCUCUGCGGAAGUGUUUAAAGGACGAAGACCCCUAUGUGAGGAAGACCGCAGCCGUGUGUGUUGCCAAACUCCAUGAUAUCAAUGCACAACUGGUGGAGGAUCAAGGCUUCCUGGACACUCUCAAAGACCUCAUUUCUGACUCGAACCCCAUGGUGGUUGCAAACGCUGUGGCAGCGCUGUCGGAGAUUGCAGAGUCUCAUCCCAGCAGCAAUCUUCUGGACUUGAACCCUCAGACCAUCAACAAGCUACUGACAGCUCUUAAUGAAUGUACAGAGUGGGGACAGAUCUUCAUCCUCGACUGCCUGGCCAAUUACACACCUCGAGAUGACCGUGAGUCUCAAAGCAUCUGUGAGCGCGUCACCCCACGGCUCUCCCACGCAAACUCUGCCGUGGUGUUGUCGGCUGUAAAAGUUCUCAUGAAGUUCAUGGAGAUGUUGCCGAAAGACCUGGACUACUAUGGAACCCUACUGAAGAAACUGGCCCCUCCACUGGUCACUCUCCUCUCUGCUGAGCCUGAGUUGCAAUAUGUAGCACUGAGAAACAUCAACCUCAUUGUGCAAAGACGACCGGAGAUCCUAAAACAUGAGAUGAAGGUUUUCUUCGUGAAGUACAAUGACCCGAUUUAUGUCAAACUGGAGAAACUGGACAUCAUGAUCCGCUUGGCAUCUCAAGCUAACAUCGCCCAGGUGCUGGCUGAGUUGAAGGAAUAUGCCACUGAGGUGGAUGUGGACUUUGUCCGUAAAGCUGUCCGGGCCAUCGGACGCUGUGCCAUUAAAGUAGAGCAAUCUGCAGAGCGCUGUGUCAGCACACUGCUUGACCUCAUCCAGACAAAGGUCAACUAUGUUGUGCAGGAGGCCAUUGUGGUCAUCAAGGACAUCUUUCGCAAGUACCCCAACAAGUACGAGAGUGUGAUUGCCACUUUGUGUGAAAAUCUGGACUCGCUAGAUGAGCCGGAGGCACGUGCAGCCAUGAUUUGGAUUGUGGGGGAGUAUGCUGAGCGCAUCGACAAUGCUGAUGAACUAUUAGAGAGCUUUUUGGAGGGUUUCCAUGAUGAAAGCACUCAGGUGCAGUUGCAACUUUUAACAGCCAUUGUUAAGUUGUUCCUCAAGAAGCCGACAGAGACCCAAGAGCUGGUGCAGCAGGUCCUCAGUUUGGCAACUCAGGACUCUGAUAAUCCAGACCUUAGGGAUCGUGGCUACAUCUACUGGCGUCUGCUCUCUACCGACCCAGUGGCUGCUAAGGAGGUUGUUCUGGCCGAGAAGCCUCUGAUCUCCGAGGAGACCGACUUGAUUGAACCCACACUGCUAGAGGAGCUCAUAUGCCACAUUGGUACUCUGGCCUCCGUCUAUCACAAGCCGCCCAGCGCCUUUGUGGAGGGCAGCCGUGGUGUUCAGCACAAGAGACUCCCCGGCAGUGCUGGAUCCGGGGAAAGUGUCGAGAGCCCAGAAUCAGGUUCUACUGCUGUCGCUUCUGGGGUGCCCCCUGCCGUCAUCCCAUCCCAAGAUCUUCUGGGGGAUCUGCUCAAUCUUGACCUCACACCUACAACCACAACUGGACCACCAGCUCCCUCCUCCGCUGUGCAGAUGGGGGCUAUGGACCUUCUUGGGGGAGGCCUGGAUAGCCUGAUGGGGGAUGAGUCUGAGCCGCCGCCCGUUCCCCUGCGGACGGACACUCAUCAGUCACCGCAGCCCCCGCAUCACUCCCCAUCGCCCCCAGAUUACAGCCCCACUGAGCUCGGUGGAGACCUUGGAGGAAGUCCUGCUAUGACAGCUGGCUUCGGUGCGCCGGCCGCUGCCGUACCGCCUUCUUUCACCGCCCCUGUAAGCGGUGGUCUGGACGACCUGUUUGACCUUGGCGGUGGAGUUGGUAUGCCAAUGGGAGCUUAUGUACCUCCCAAAAUGCUCUGGCUGCCCGCUAUGAAGGCUAAGGGUCUGGAGAUUUCAGGCACAUUUGGUCGUCGAGCUGGGGUCGUUCAAAUGGAGAUGACUCUCACAAAUAAAGCAAUGAGUGUCAUGACGGAUUUUGCCAUACAGUUCAACAGAAACAGUUUUGGUUUGGCUCCUGCCGGUCCUCUCCAGGUUCUUACUCCAGUUAGCCCCAACCAGAGUAUAGAAGCAGUCCUUCCCCUCAGUACUGUGGGACCUGUCAUGAAGAUGGAGCCUCUCAAUAACCUGCAGGUGGCCGUUAAGAACAACAUUGACGUCUUCUACUUCAGCUGCCAGUACCCCAUCAGCAUGCUCUUCGUAGAGGACGGGAAGAUGGAGCGACAGGUGUUCCUUGCCACGUGGAAAGACAUUCCGAAUGAAAAUGAGUCCAAGUUCCAGCUCAACGACUGCCAUCUUAACUCAGAUGCGGCCUCGGGCAAACUGCAGGGCAGCAACAUCUUCACCAUAGCUAAGCGAACUGUGGAGGGUCAGGAUAUGCUGUACCAGUCCAUGAAACUCACCAAUGGAAUUUGGGUGCUUGCCGAGCUCAGGGCCCAGGCAGGAAACCCCAACUACACAGUCUCUCUGAGAUGCAGAGCCCCCGAGGUUUCCCAGUGUGUGUUCCAGAGCUACGAGGCGGUGCUGAAGAACUGAGAGAGAAAAAUCCCCAAUAAACAUUGACCGCCCGGACGCCGCUGUCUGCUUCUCCUGCCCGUGGACCACGUCACACUGUCAUGCGGUGCAGGACACACUGGUUGUUGCAAACUGUCUGUCAACCAGCACUUUAUUUUUUCCUUUCAUCAUUUAUUGCUCAAUUUUAUAAUUAUUUUCGACCUAAUUUAGUUUGUAUGAGUCAUUAGCUCUCUCAAAAUGACCCAAAUCACCCAAAUGUGCAAGUCCAGCUCUCAGCCCUACCUGAACCGCCUGUCAUCAUCUUUAGAGGAGAGACCCAAUAGUAUGCUGCCUUGGUUCGUCUCCGCAUUCACAUCCACUCUUGAUUUAUUUAGUUUGCCAUGUACUGAAAUGUCCCCCCGUCCCCCACCCCACCCCACCCCAGCCACCCUCCAAAUACGUUUGAACGUGUGUGUGAGCUGCAGGGAGGCUGUCUUGGCUUCAUUAUUGUGUUUGCUCGUUUCUGUCAUUUUGACACCGAUAACUGGACUUAAAGACUCAAACAUCCCUCUGCGCCCUAUCGUAGUCGUUACAUUCUUUAAUUUUCUGUUGGUGGAUGUGUCUCUCUGUGUGUCUGUGCGUGUUUGCAUCAGGGCAACACAAUGUGGCCAUCUGACAGGAAGGCUGAAGAGGACUGUGUAAAUGAUGAAGCAGCAGUUUGUAACACUGAAGUAAUCAGUGUGCAUGUUGUUAUGACUGGCUAGGACGGCGUUGUGUCUUGCCCUCGUACUCUGAAGAUUAAUUGGAUUCUUUUUUUUUUUUUUUUUUUUUUUUAAAUAUAAAUAUAAAUAUAAAAUAUCAGUCACUGCACUGAUGCCCUUUUCAUCAGCUCUGCUGGGUGUAAGCAUCUGUCACCUUUUUAUUUCAUUGAUUCACAGGUGGCUGUGUGUUGCCAUUGCUUGUGUGUGUUGCCAGUGUUUGUUUGUGCUGGGAAAAAAAUAUAUAUAUAUUGAAUCAGGUUGUUUUUUUUUUUGUUUGUUUUUUGUUUUUUUGAGAUUGUUUGUCCUUUGUGUGUACAGCAUCUAAAAGAGAAAUAUUAAACUUCUUGAUCAAUUCUGCUG
Molecule: messenger RNA, 4181 nt
Organism: Phycodurus eques (leafy seadragon)
Lineage: Eukaryota; Metazoa; Chordata; Actinopteri; Syngnathiformes; Syngnathidae
Gene: ap1b1
Product: adaptor related protein complex 1 subunit beta 1
Exons: 24
Coding region: 88-3102 (1004 amino acids)
Biological process (GO): intracellular protein transport; vesicle-mediated transport
Cellular component (GO): clathrin adaptor complex; membrane coat
Molecular function (GO): clathrin binding
Source: RefSeq, a predicted model, not a curated record